AACAAAAGAUGAUGUUGAUACGAUCUUGUCGAUCAAUAUCACAAAGAUCGCCUUUACUUCCCUCCCUCAAAAGGUACAUAUCCACUGUCACUCAAUAUUCUUCUUCUCCCAGCGCUACCAGAGAAGUACCAACUCCACUCGUUCUACUUUCGGUACCAAAAUGGGAAAGUGGACAAGAAGGUAAAACGACAUUCAAAGCAUUCAUAAACCAUUUCACAAAGCAAGGAUGGAAUGUUAGCUGUAUAGAUUUGGAUCCGGUCGUAAAAGAAGAUAGCAAAGUGCAAGAAAGUUCAGAAAUAUUGACCGGAUUAGAAUCCGAAUUAUCACAACAGAUGCGAAUAAUUUCACGAGGAUCAGGUCCUUUUCCACCAAUGUUGGUCAGCUAUGGACUUUCAACCUUGGUGGCCGAACAAUACGUUUCUUCGCAUCCGCUUUCCGCUCUGGCUUUGCUCAAUCCACCAAUUUCACCUUCUCACGCUCACAAAAGUCAUCCAGACAUCUUUCCAAACGAUCUGGCGCAAUUCACUUAUGAACCAACAUUUCCAAUCUUGAUCGCAAGAACGACAACAAAUGUAAAAGAGAUUUCUUAUUGGGAUAUGCAUCGGAUUGAAGAAAUGCAAGAAGAAGAAGCUGAUGAAGCUUUGGAUAGACGGAUAUGGGAAUUGAACGACGAAGGAGAAGGAGAGAAAGCAGGGCCGUAUCAAUUACGUUUAUGGGCCGAAGAGAAUGGCAUCAAAGCAUAUAGUACAGCUCAAGCUGAUCUGCUCAUUCUGUCUUUCAGAAUGCCGCCUCAGCUGCCAGAAUGGUUCACAAAAGGCAAAUAUGUACGAAACGAUCGAUCAAACAAAAGAGAGCCACUCAUUCUAGACGAUUCACAUCUAGAAGAAUCUUUCAUUCGUGGUUCAGGACCGGGAGGUCAAGCGAUCAACAAGCUGAGCACUUGCGUACGAUUGAAACAUGUUCCAACCGAAACGAUUGUGAAAUGUCAAGAUACGCGAAGCAGGGAACAAAAUCGAGAUAUGGCUAGAAGAAAGAUGGGACAACUGCUUGAAAGGGUGGUAUUUGGAGAGAGGGAUAGUGUUUUAGGUCGAGAAGCACUUAGAGCUAAAAAUCAAAAGAGAGUCAAAGAACGAAAGAGGAAGAAAAAGACAGCCGCAAGGAAAGAGAAAAAGGAACGAAAGAGAAUUGAAAAGAUUGGAGUGGUGCACACAUUGAUACUUUGA
This is a messenger RNA of Meira miltonrushii, 1223 nucleotides long. RefSeq lists its product as uncharacterized. The record is from RefSeq and is a predicted model, not a curated record. Gene Ontology annotation, biological process: translational termination. NCBI's taxonomy places the organism in Eukaryota, Fungi, Basidiomycota, Exobasidiomycetes, Exobasidiales, Brachybasidiaceae. Gene Ontology annotation, molecular function: translation release factor activity. The transcript is spliced from 2 exons. Gene Ontology annotation, cellular component: mitochondrion. The coding region runs from base 9 to 1223 and encodes 404 amino acids.